Harpegnathos saltator (Jerdon's jumping ant) is the source of this 1774-nucleotide messenger RNA. Its product is annotated as arrestin domain-containing protein 17. Lineage: Eukaryota; Metazoa; Arthropoda; Insecta; Hymenoptera; Formicidae. Gene Ontology annotation, biological process: protein transport. Gene Ontology annotation, cellular component: cytoplasm. The coding region runs from base 162 to 1457 and encodes 431 amino acids. The record is from RefSeq and is a predicted model, not a curated record. The transcript is spliced from 8 exons.
ACGUCGAUCUGCUAACGCAAUCAGUCAGAACACGCGGUGCCGACGCCGGGUAGAGACGUCCCGUUAGUCUCGGCUGCUUCUAACAUCUCCUGCCCGGGAUCGAUCGUACUUCGUCUCGAUCCCACUCGAUAAGCGACCUCUCGACACGUCGCUGAAGAAAGAUGCCGUCGCUGAGGACCUUCCGCAUCGAGUUCGAUCGGCCUGGUGCUACUUUCGCACCCGGAGAAGUCGUCACUGGCAAUGUCAUCGUCGACCUGGCCAGGGAGAAGACCAUCAGAGCACUAAAACUGACGGUCAAAGGAGAAGCUAACGUUUCCUGGGAGAGAACGAGGUCAACGAAGAAUUCCCGAGGACAUCAGCGAAGCCGCACUGAUCAUUUUCGAGGGAACGAGCAAUAUUUCAAUCUGACUUAUUCGCUGCUGGGAGAUACAGGUGGGGAGUUGCGAAUGCCGGCGGGAUUUAACAAAUAUCCUUUUAAUUUCUUACUACCGCACAAUAUACCAUGCAGCUUCGAACAUGAGCACGGUCAUAUCAGGUAUACGACGAAAGCUGUCAUAGAUAGACCAUGGAGAUUCGAUCACGAGUGCAAGAUUGCAUUCACCGUGAUCACAUCGUACGAUUUAAACGCUCACAGUUAUCAAUGUAUCGGGGUGGAUGACGAGAUAAACCAAAGUUUCUGCUGUUUCUGCUGCUUUAAUCUGGGUUCAAUCAAAGUGUGUAUCACAUUACCGACGACGGGUUUCGUACCGGGACAAUCGAUAGAAGCAACAGUCAAUCUCGAGAAUACAAGCAGUGUCGACGUGACGCAAGUCUGUGUUAAAGUAGAACGAUCUCUAGAGUUUCACGCCAAGACGCCGUAUCACUCGACCAAGACGGAUAAGGCGAUCCUAAAGACAGAACAAAUCAGGAGACCGUUCGGCCAAUUAUCCAGCUUUGUGUCGCGAUUGCAUGUCCCGCCAAUACCGCCGUCCCAACUGGAGUACUGCAACAUAAUAAAUCAACACUACGCUGUACGCAUCACGGUUCACGUGUCAGGCAUGCAUUGCAGCAUCAGCAAGACAUAUCCGAUUCUGAUCGGGACGAUUCCACUGCGCUCGGUAAUGCCGUCUUACCAACAAAACGUACCUCAGCCUACAGCUCCUGUGAUACAAGACAACGACCCACCACCACCGAUGCCGAUGCCGAUGCCGAUGCCGAUGCCGAUGCCGAUAUCUCCGGAUUACGUACCGCCAAAUGUACCUUAUCCAGGUCCUUCGAUAAGCUUCGCUUCUUCGGAUCAACCCAGCACCUCGACUAACCAGUGGGACAUGCCACCGCCAUCGUACGAGGAAUGUAUGCAGAGAGCGGCCAGCAUCAAGGAUCAGGACGAGUCCAAUUACGUGCACGGCGUCAACGAACCGUUCGCACCGAGAUAUCCGGUGUUCAAUUUUCCAACACCGUAUCCACCUGGGAAAUGAACAAUGGCGAAGUACGAUUGAACGCACUUUUCGUACAUCUCCAUUACUUCUAUGUUCUACUUAAUAAAUCGUAACGAGGAAACAAGAACACGCCAAACGCUCUGAUUGUUGCUACCUCAUAAUGAGAAAGUUUCUGUGUUAAUAUCUAUUUAAUAUCUUAAGACAUAUUUUUAUACGUUAUAUCGUAUUCUAGUUUGUAUUCCGAUAACUAUGGUGCACCACAUAAAAUAAUAACACACUCUUAUAUGACGUUAUUCUGUCCGUACGUUAUAUCUAGCAAACUGUUUCUUUGAAAUACAAUACAAUAUAUCAACGAA